CCCUGGCUCCCAGGGUGCCCCACGUCCCCCACCUCCAUGGAGGAGCAGCAGUGGGGGCAGCAGAGGAUGUGUGGCCAGCUGUGAUGGUGACACCUGUGCCAGCAGCACCAACUCAUUGUGCUGCAGAGCCCCCACUUCAGCCUGUCCUCCCAGGCCACUGCCACAGGAGACACGUGGGGGGACUGUGUCCUCUCAGGCCCCUGGGACCACUCCACCACGGAGCAUCCCCUGAUACCCUGUCACCCCAACUAGCUGGAGAAGCCCCACGGUUGACUAAGCUGAGCAGAACCAAGCUAGCAAGAACCAGGAGGAAGAGGACAGUGGUGGAGCUGGGGACACUGGCGUGAAAGAGCAGCUCAGCUGCCCCACAUCCCCAGAAUGGGGCUUGGUCCAUGGCUAUGGGGUGACUUACAGGAAGGAGACCAGCGAGCUCAGGUAGAUGAGGGUGCUGAAACAAAGGGGGAUGAGAAGCUCUGUGGUGGGCUGGGCAGCUGCAGGGCCCCAGCCUUGGGCUGUAGGGCACCCUGCUCCCAUGGAAACCACAGCACAACAGAUCCUCCCAUUCCAUUCCCGUGGCAACUGCAGCAUCCUGCUUCCAUGGCAGGGUGCUGGGGACCUGUUUGGGGUGCUGGUGCCACUCUGGCUUCAGAAGGAACCCAAUGCCAGAGGGGCAAAGGGUGGGGGCUUGAAACUGGGAACCCAGUACAAACCAGUGCUCAUUUUCCUUGCGGUGCUGGGAGGACACCAAGAGCCUUCAGCACUUCUGGGACCCAUAAGGAUGCUGGGAUCCAUCUAGGGCAAGGAUACGCUGCUCCCCACGCCUAACACCCCAACUCCCCACUUGGUGUGUCCCCUCCAGCCCACCGUCCCCCUCCCCAUGCCCAGGCUCUGCUUCUAUCCCAAGAGGCCAUGGCGCUGAGCGCUGGGCCAGCCCUGCCCUCUAGUGUCUGAGGAGCCGCUCUCAGCAGGGCUCUGCCCCGGGCUGCUGCGAGCUGAGCCCUUGCAAACUCCUCACAUGGCCCACAGAGCCACGCAGGGUCUGACAGGCUUCCCACAGCCCUGCAGCAUCACCUCCCACCCAGCCACCACUGCUGGUGGGGGAGACACACAGGAGGACGAGUCCCGGACCCUACAUGGCACCAUGGGGACCCUGGCACCACGAGCCCACCUCCGGGGUGCCCGAGGGGGUGCGUAGGCCAGCGUUAACCCCAGCGCAGGUGCCCUGCUCCCCACACUUUGGGGACGCGCAGGCGCACCAGCACGGGUGACAACCACCUUCCCCGGCACCCGGGGUCAAUAACCGGGCGGCCAAGGGGGCACGGCAAUGGGCGCCCGCAGCGGCGGAAGAGGGAGGGGAGCGCUGGAAGUUGCUGGUUAAACUGGAAGAAGGCGCGGCGGCCUCCCCGCGGUCCCUGCCCUGGGGACUCUGACCCCGUGGGCCGGCCAGGGGAGCCGAAGCAGCCGGUGCCGAGCAGCCCCGCAGGCGCUGGGAGGAGCAGAGCAGGAUGGACCCCACCAUGGAGCUGGCAGAAGACCCCAGGUUCCCCCUCACGGUGGUGGAGAUGCUGAUCAAGAACUUCAGCGUGCCACCAGCCUGCUUCUCCCUGCCACCCACCUCCCGGCAGCUGCUGCAGCAUCUGGACAUGGCCCAACUCACCAUCAUGGGCCUCGCCACCAUCAUGGCGCUGCUGUCGGUUGCAAUCUUUGUGGAAGAAGCUUUCUACCUCACUCGUAAGAUCCGCUGCCCCAUCAAGAUGACGACCCUCCGCUGGAGCAGCUCAGCCCCUACGGUUGUGUGCGUAGUCAGCUGCUUCGGGCUAUGGUUCCCACGCUCCAUGAUGGUGGUGGAGAUGGCUACCACGGCGUACUUCUCCAUCUGCUUCUACGUCAUGAUGCUGGUCAUGGUGGAGGGCUUCGGGGGGAAGGAGGCGGUGCUCAGUGCCCUGAAGGACGUGCCCAUGGUGGUCAGCACCGGGCCCUGCUGCUGCUGCUGCCCCUGCCUGCCCCGAAUCACCAUGAGCAAGAGAAAGCUUCAACUGAUGUUCCUGGGGACUUUCCAGUACGCCUUCUGCAGGGUGUUCGCUGUCUUCCUGGGGCUGGUCCUGUUCACCGACGGGAACUAUAACCCCGCUGACAUCUCGGCAGAGAGCGUGGCCCUCUGGAUCAACACCGUGGUCGGUGCCUCCACUCUCUUUGGGCUGUGGGCCCUGGGCAUCCUUUUCCGUCAGGCCCGGCAGCACCUGGCUGAACAGAACAUCCAGGCCAAGUUCACCUGCUUCCAGAUGCUCCUUGUCCUGACGGCACUGCAGCCCGCCAUCUUCAGCAUCCUGGCCAACAGUGGCAGCAUCGCCUGCUCACCACCCUUCUCCUCCAAGGCCAGGUCCCAGCAGAUGAACAUGCAGCUAUUGAUCCCGCAAACCUUCAUCCUGGCCGUGGUGACCCGCAUGUACUACCGCAAGCAGGAUGACAAGCCGGGCUACCAGCCCGUCAACUUCCCACCCACAGGCACUCAGGUCAAGGCGUGAGCAGGGGGGAGCAAAGCGGGUGCUGAGGGGCAGAAUUAUGCCGGGGAGCUGGUCCGCCCUGUACAACCAUCUCCUCCUCAUCCGACCCUGGGAAGCUGCCGGCAGCAGAGGAGGCAGAGGGGGAAAGGGCAUCUUGGCGUGGGGUGAAAGGGUCUGAAACCUGGAGGCCACAAGCCAAAGGGAUCCGUGAAGCCGCCUCCAGCCGGGGGAGGCUCUUGUCUGGCACUGAAUAAAGAUAAA
Messenger RNA from Calidris pugnax (ruff), 2765 nucleotides. RefSeq names its product solute carrier family 51 alpha subunit (gene SLC51A). The transcript has 9 exons. The coding region runs from base 1506 to 2525 and encodes 339 amino acids. Gene Ontology annotation, molecular function: transporter activity. Gene Ontology annotation, biological process: bile acid and bile salt transport. The record is from RefSeq and is a predicted model, not a curated record. Lineage: Eukaryota; Metazoa; Chordata; Aves; Charadriiformes; Scolopacidae. Gene Ontology annotation, cellular component: plasma membrane; endoplasmic reticulum membrane.